Molecule: messenger RNA, 5243 nt
Organism: Parus major (Great Tit)
Lineage: Eukaryota; Metazoa; Chordata; Aves; Passeriformes; Paridae
Gene: SAMD10
Product: sterile alpha motif domain containing 10
Biological process (GO): cell surface receptor protein tyrosine kinase signaling pathway
Cellular component (GO): cytoplasmic side of plasma membrane
Molecular function (GO): protein binding
Source: RefSeq, a predicted model, not a curated record
CGGACCUGGGGAUCCGCUCCAUUCGAGGGGCUGCCCUCCAUCUCUCCUCGAUGCUGUCCCCUCCAUCCUGGGGUUCUGUCCGUCCUCCAUCCCCUGGAGCUGCCCCCUCCAUGCUGGGGGUCUGUUCUCCAUCCCUCCCCCGGUGCUGUCCCCUCCAUUCUAGGGUUCUGCCUGCCCUCGCUCCCCAGUUCUGUCCUCUCCAUCCCGGGCGUCAGUCCCUCCACAUUCCCCUUUACUCCCCCAUUCUGGGGAGUCUGUGCCCGUGCCCUACCCUUGGUAUUGUGGUGUACCAAUGAAAUGGGCUGGAAAAUUUGGCUAGAGCAAAGGGAGGCAGGUGUGAGGACAGGGUAGGCAGGCCUCGGGUGCUGGAGCAGGACAGGACCCCUGGGAAGAGCAUGUCAAGGUGGAAGGGGGCUCACUGAAGGCAGGGGUGUCCGUGCCUGUGGGCUCCCACACCUGCCUCCUGCCAGGAGGACCUGCCCAGAGCCACCUGGAGUCCUGUUCACUGCCCUCACCCCACACUCUCACACUGUCCAACCCUGCAGAAGUCCUGGGGUGCUCAGGGACCUCCUGGCAGUACCCAUGGGAGUCUCAGGAUCACAGAUAUCCCAAAGGCAUGCACAUUCCCCCCAAACACAGUGCCCACUCCCUCAGCGUGUGCUCACGGCACCCAUCGCGCUGCACAGGGAGGACGGAAAGGACAUCUGCCUUUUGUUCCCUUCCUCCUCCGUCCUCAGGAGGCACCAGCAGUGGGCAGCCACCAGCAGCCUGAGCUCCAUCCCUGUGCGGGGCUCCCAUCUCUUCUCCGCAAGUGGAGAAUUCAGAGGGAAGCGCUGGAGUGACACUCAUUGCACCCAGGGCCUGAGCCAAGCGCACUCCAGGGGAAUCUGAAGAGGCUGGAGGGGGUGUCAGUCCUCUUUGAGUCUGGUUCCAUCUUCCUCAGACCUUAGGGAAUAGCUCAGGGCAGGAUCUGGUCCAUCCUGUAGGCAGAGCUUCAAAGAAGGGAUGUGUUGGGGGAUCUCAGAGAGCAUCACUGGGAUGAUCAUCCCUGGGGGCUCCACCAGCACAAGCAACAGCUCUGCCCCACACCAGGGUGAAGCCACAUGGAAGGGACAGAGGGGACCAGGGCAAUGGCAGUGCCAGCUGAGCUCGUGGCUCAUGCAGACACCACUAACAGCAAGGAUGAGUUCUUCACAAAACUGCUCCCUGAACUGAGCAAAUUCGCUGGGAGUACUCAGAGAUUUCUGGUCCCAUCUUCACCUGCCUGCAGGAACACAAGAGAGUUGACCAGCUCCGUAAAUCUACCUCCAAUUAUAAGCAAACCCCUCGUUGUAUUUGGUGCUAAAUGUCUUCCUCCCAAACGUGGUGUGACAACCCUGGUGACCCACCCCCAAGGGUCAUCACACACGGGUACCCAGGCAAACCAACAAAGCGAUUUCAUUCCUUGUGAAAGCUUGUUUCAAGCUUUUCCCAUUAAUCCCGGGAAGCUUGUCUGACCCCGGGAAGCCCGACUGCCCCCACUGCAGCUGCCGGCAGACAUGGCCCCAUCUGGAGGGCAGGUCUGUGGGACAGCCACUCAUACGAUGGCAUCAAAGACACAGCGAUGUUCCUGAGGCCAUGCUGAGAAGUGGUGGCAGAGGACAGAGCAGGAGUCAGGCAGUCUUUGCCUGUCCAGGCAUUUGGCUCCCCUUGCUGUGCCCCUGCCUGCUCCUCCUGCAGCUUGGCUGCCUUCCACCGUGUCCCCCGGGCAGAUCCUGGUCACCUGCGAGCAGGAAGCAUCCGCGGAAAGUCCCCUGGCAGCCGGUUUGUUGGUAGUGAUCAGCCGGAGCCAGCUCGACACCCACAUGGAAAUGCUUUGGCCGGGGAAUGCUGCCACAUCCUGCCCCGAGGUGCCCAGCCCCGGGAGGUUUCCCGUCCCUCUCCCCAGCAGCAGCUGCUGUUGCUCUGAGCCUCUCCAGUGCUCACGUUUCACCAGCCAUAAAAGUGUCUGGAGAAGGAACGGGAGCGGGAGCAGCCUUGUGCCUGCUGAGGGGAGGGAGUGUCCCUGCCACUGCUGCAGACCCUGUCCCACCGCUGCUGCCCUCCCUGCGGUGACCCGGACCUGGCCUCUCCCUCCUGCGUGGCUGGAGAGAUGCCCAAAAUGGAUCAAAGAGCCAUGGAAACAAGCCGGCAGCGAUUCCCCGGUGGCAAGCAGGCAGUGGGGUGACACUCACAGAGGGCAGGCAGACGGGGGACCGUAGACCAGCUGGCAGUGGAAUAGUGGGGUCACGGUGGCUGUUUGGGGACCUGAGCUGAGCUCUCCCUUCCCCACUCCAGCUCGGGCUCAGCCAGCCUGGUGGUCCCUGCAUUCCCGUUUCAGGAUUCAGCACAAUCUCUGCUCCGUGGGAACCCCACUUCUGCCCGGACCCCAACACCACCACGAGAGCUUUGGCCGGGAGCGGGAGCAGGAGCAGCCCACACUGAGCCCUGCGGCCCCUUCCUGCUAAGGCUGUUCAUCACCACGCUCCUUCUCCGCUUUUCCUCCUGCACCCGAGCGCCCUAAGGCCCCGGUGACCCCGGUGCUGCCACACUCGUGCCACGGCUCCGCUUGUCCCCGGGGCACUCGGAUGCCCGGUGGGUGCGGUGUCCCCUGCAGCAGCCCCCGCUGGGCUCCCUGGCCCUGCCGCUGCCAGCUGGCCCUGCCGCGGGAUUAGGCGGGAGCACGAGAGGAAAGCACCGAGCAUCUCUCCGGAUCAAACGCCCACGGGGCAGCGGGGAGGGGGUGUAAUUCACCCCCCUCUCCAUGUGAGACCGGCUCGGGGCCGCCCGGAGCUGGGAUGAGCGUGCAGCCGGUGCUCAGAGGCAGUGGGAGGGAGGCGUUCGGGGGAAUCAGUCAGGUGUGGACGAGGUAUGAGGGGAGGCAGGGAUGGAGCCGCACUCGUGACAGCGUGCCGAGCGCUCACGCGCAUCCCUCCUCCCGCCGAGAUGCAGCAGGGCCGGCCAUCCCUCUGCUGCGUCUCCACCAUCCGCAGCUCGCAGGGACCACCCGAGCCAGCCGCCGCUGCCGCCUCUGCUCACUUCAGCUUCUGCCGCAGCCUCCUGGAGCACACGGUGUCGGCCGAAAACCUCAGCUACCGCCUGCAGCGCAACCCGGGCAGCAGCCUCACCUGGCACGACGGCCGCAGCCAGCGCCCCGACGGCGGCCGCACCGUCAAACUCCUGCGGCAGCCGGGCACCGAGGGCUCGCAGGUCCGUGGCUGUGACCACUAUGGCAUCUACCACACCAGCCCCACGCUGGGCAGCCUGGUCAAACCAGUGGUGCUGUGGACACAGCAGGAUGUGUGCAAAUGGCUGAAGAAGCACUGCCCACACAACUAUCUCAUCUACGUCGAGGCGUUCUCCCACCACGCCAUCACAGGCCGGGCGCUGCUGCGGCUGAAUGGGGAGAAGCUGCAGCGCAUGGGGAUCGCGCUGGAGACGCAGCGCCAGGAGGUCCUGCAGCAGGUCCUGCAGCUCCAGGUGCGAGAGGAGGUCCGGAACCUGCAGCUGCUCAGCCAAGAUUGCACCAACACUGUGAACCGAGCUCCACUGGGACGGGCUGUGCACCGCCGAUACGAGACCUGAGCCACACGCUUGGAAUAAGAAGAGACAGCUUCCCAGACACUCCAGGGCUCCUCUCCCACUUCUUCCUUCUCUUUCUUUUAAAGGAAUUUUAAAAGAACACAUUCCUGUGCAGGGAUGGAACGUUUCUUCCAGCAGACAUGGCUCUUUGCUGGAGGAAAAUCAGCAAACCAGCUGCUGGGACAGAUGAAGAACUUCCACCCACCUGAGCCUGAUGGUUCACAGGGAAAGAGAUGGAAAAAAGGAGAUGACAAAAGGCAGGGCUCAGCACUGUGGAGAAAGGGAAUGCAGUGAUUCCAGGGACAGCUCGGAGCCAUGUGCAGGACACUGAAGCAUUAUGCACUUGGGCAACAUCCCAGCACCCGGCAACUCGUGUCCAUGCCUCAGAGAUUAUUUAGGGAGCUUUGGUUUCCUCAUCAGACUGGGCUGUCUUCCAGCGUCCAGGGAGGUGACGUUAUCAGUAGCAACUAAGAUGAUACAACCAGCCAAAAAAUUCAAAGCAGGGCCAGGACUCCAGCACCCAGCUCCACUUGGUGAGUUAAAAAGGGAGCUGAGUCAUCAGAGCUGGAAAAUCUGGGAGUAAAAGCAGAGUGGAUGCACUGAGAAGGUGCCAUGUCCUGGAGGAAGCUGUGCCAGGAGCUCAUCCUUCAUCCACAGGCAGACGGGGGAGCCCGUGCAGAGGCUGGGGGGAGCAGGCAGGGGUGCUGCUGGGUGGUGAUGGGUGCUGCCCAGGGUGGGGCUGGGGGAUUACUGGGUGCCAGGUCCUCCCCAGCCCCCAUGCCUGGUCCUGCUCUGCUCCGUGCUCCCACCAGCUCUGCAGAGCUCUGCUCAUCCAGGCAUUGGCAGGUUCUUGUCCUGACCUCCUGCCCAAGAGCUGGCAAUGGUGCCACCAAAGCCAGACACCUUCCUGAUGACCUUCACCAUCACUCCUCAGUGAAAGUGCUUGCUGUUACAUCUCCACCUCCCAAACUCUUCCAUACAGAGCUACAGACUGCCCUUGUGAGCAGAUAAGGAAAAUCUAUGUGUAAAUUGGGAUUUUUGGCCGGGGUGGAGGCUGCCACCUCCCCACAUUCCACCUCAAGUGAUGAGGGAAGGGCUGUGGGUCAUGGGGGUCCAAAAAACCCCUGGGGCAUUGGGAUGUGGAGGCAGGUCACAGUGCCCCCAGCCAGGCACCCUCCUGCCUGCUUCUGAUGCCUUGAGAGGCUACCUAGAACAGAGGCUAGACAGUGUUAAAGGAAAAAAGUAGGUAUUUAUUUUAAAAGGCCUUCAAAGAUACACCUUGGGCAGUACAAGAGCCCAGCCGUGGCUCCACCCAAGAUGGAUGACCAGUCAUGAGUUUCACACUUUUAUAAGUUUUGGUCCAUUUCCAAUCACAGCUUCAGGUUAUGAAGUUACAUCCUCCCAGAUUGCUCUUCUCAAUUCGCUGAUAUUCAUCUUUUUUGGGCCUGAAGCUGCAAUGGUGUCCUUGGUUCCUGGGCUGGAAAAGGAUUGUUUUGUCUAACUACACUGUGAAGAGAACUUGCUACCACUUUAUAUGAAGUUCAGAGUUAUAUACCAAUGCUGUAUAGAAUCUGGAAAAUAUGAAAGCUAAAACUUAAGGCAUCACUGCUCUGCUGAUAAUAAAUUAUAGACUGUUAUUUUAA